GGACUAUCAUUUUGGUGUUCUCAUGAACUAACUAUCCAAAUCACUUAGCAUUGAUCCUAUGACACCCAUCAACUGAUGACAAACCAAGUUGUUUUGAAGUAUGAAAAGCUAGAGAAAAUUGGAGAAGGUACAUAUGGUAAAGUCUAUAAAGCGAGGAACCGAGAGACACAUGAAAUUGUUGCACUUAAACGUGUUCGACUAGAAAAUGACGAUGAAGGUAUUCCUAGUUCAGCUUUUCGAGAAAUAUGUCUCUUAAAAGAACUUAAACAUAAAAACAUUGUCAGACUUUUUGACGUCCUGUUAAGCGAGUCAAGGCUAACAAUUGUAUUUGAAUAUUGUGAUCAGGAUUUGAAGAAAUACUUCGACAGUUGUAAUGGUGAUAUAGAUCAGAAUACUGUAAAGCUUUUCAUGUUCCAACUUCUACGUGGUCUUCAGUUUUGUCACAGUCACAACGUUUUACACCGAGACUUGAAGCCACAAAAUCUACUGAUCAAUGAUAAUGGAGAGUUAAAGUUGGCUGAUUUCGGUCUGGCUCGCGCAUACGGAAUACCCGUGCGACAAUACUCAGCAGAAGUUGUCACACUCUGGUAUCGACCACCAGAUGUUCUUCUUGGAGCUAAAUUAUACACAACCUCAAUUGAUAUGUGGUCAGCUGGUUGUAUUUUCGCUGAAAUGUCCAAUGCUGGAAGACCACUUUUUCCUGGUUAUGAUGUUGAUGAUCAAUUGCAGAGAAUUUUUAAAUUAUUAGGAACUCCGACUGAAUCAACCUGGCCAUCUGUUGUUGAAUUACCCGACUAUGAAAGGAAAUUUUGUCAGGAGACGGGAUCCAGCGAUGAUCUAAUGGCUACACCUUCUACUUGUUUAUAUAGUUCAUUGUUAAAUCGAAAGUUGGCAUCCGUCGUACACACAAGAAUUAACUCUUAUUAUACAAUCAUGAACCAAGGUUUUUAUGUUUCUGUCUACUUGUUUACCGUAAAUAAAACUCAGUUUCUAGUGUGAAAAAUUAGGAAAUUGAAGCGAUACAUUUAAUACUCGGAAAAAGUUGUUUUUAAUCACCAGUUCUUUUUAAAUAUUAUCAAUAAAUUUACGGGGGGUUUCCGAAUUGCUGUUAAAGGCUUCUUUAAACGGUUUGAGAAUUUGUGUGGAAUUGUUCGUAUCUAAAACAGGUCGAAAGGAUGUUUAUUUUUAUUUAUUUAUUUAUUUGAACACAUAAAUAUUGGUACAAGGGGGCACCAAAUAUAUAUGCACCACACGAAACGAUGAGAAUGGGAAGAGAAAAAAAGAAGGUAAGGAGCGUUAAAGAAAAAAAAGAAGAGGAACGAUAACGACCAGAUUAGUGUAAGGAAGUGUAAUAAUAAUAGUAAUGGGGGAAACGGAAAGGUACAACCAGAAGAAAUCUUUUAGUUAAGGAUACAACCACUUUUUAUGAAGAAAGUAAAAUGGUUACAGCAGGGUCGCCACUGGCUUCUAUUCUGAGUCAUAUCUGAUAAAGUCUCUAGCCACUGUGUCGCACUAUCUCUCGGACCCCAGCCACUGAGUCAUGAGGGACCAACAGAAGUCAACCCCUUGCAUCUUUCUUUCAUGCCACGACACUAUGUCAUAUACUGACCACCUCUCCGCUUUUUCCAACCAGUCCCAGAGUCGGCAAAUAAUGCACGACGUGGAAUUCUCUGUGACGACAUUCGUAGAACAUGUCCAAGCCAUCGAAGUCGGUGUUCCAAGAUGGUGACGCCAAUUGGAUUAUCGUCUCUGCGCCCGAACACACGAUGCCGAACCUCUGCAUUACUAACAUGGUGUUGCCUCUAGAUGUCAGCAAUCCUUCGGAGACAGCGAUGAUCGAACACAGAGAGUCGUCUAAUGUAUGUAAUUUAGACAAGCCAAGUAUCCUCAGCGUUACCGUUCAUUUAGAUCUCAACAUUUAUUCGUCCUAUCUAUUUUAUUUUGUACAAAAUGUCUGAAUGAGAACUUUCAUUAUACUAAAUUCCAUCUUAUUGUGCUCACAUGACAUGUUAAAUACUCGUUCGAUACCUUGGAAGUAUGACAUCUGACUCUUCAAAUCCCAACAUAUAUUUAUAACGGUUAACUUAUUAUUUUCUUCUAUCUUACAUUUUGGUAGUAAAAAAUCUCAUACAAAAAAAUGCGUAUUUAACAUGAAUAUGUAAGAAUUUUUACAUAUGUUUAUAACCAAUUUUAUAUUCAUUAAGCUUUUCACAAUUUUGUGUAUAGUAAUAAUAAUAAUAAUAAUAAUAA
Schistosoma intercalatum is the source of this 2250-nucleotide messenger RNA. NCBI's taxonomy places the organism in Eukaryota, Metazoa, Platyhelminthes, Trematoda, Strigeidida, Schistosomatidae. The record is from the annotation of a GenBank genome assembly.